Paramecium primaurelia is the source of this 2216-nucleotide messenger RNA. NCBI's taxonomy places the organism in Eukaryota, Ciliophora, Oligohymenophorea, Peniculida, Parameciidae. The record is from the annotation of a GenBank genome assembly.
AUGAGUCAUCAUUAUGGAAAAUAGGUAUUUGAUUUUUGAUAAUUUAGGUGACAUCUUAAGAGAAUAAAAAUUUUAUUCUCAAGCUUUAUAGAAUUAUGGAAAAAUCAUUUUUAUAAAUUAAAAUAAUUCAGCUAUUUAGUACUAGAUAGGUUUUAUUUGUUUUUAUUUCUAAAGGUGAAUGCUUAAGAGAUACUUUUUAAUAUAAAGAGGCCUUGUAAUAUUAUUCUAAAGCUAUUGAGAUAGACUCAUCCAAAAAAGAGUAUUUCUUUUCUUAAGGUAAAAUAUAAGCUCAUUUUUAUUUAGGAGAUUGCCUAACUUAACUCGAAAGAUAUGAAGAAGCAAUUGAUGAUUAUAAUAAAGUUUUAAAUAUAGAUGCUGACCAUGCUGAGGCAUUUGCAGGAAAAGGUAUUAUUAUACUAAAUAAUUAUAAGGAAUUUGUCUAUUGUAUUAAGGAAAGACCAAUGAUGCAGUAAUUAAUUUGAAUUAUUCAUUAAAUCUUAAAUAAACUUGCUUAGGAUUUUAUGGACAAGGUAUAAUAAUAAUAAUAAAUCUAAGGAUUAUAAUUAUAUAUGAUGAAUAAUUAUUAUGAAGCAAUUUAAUAUUUUGAGAAAGCUUUGAACAUCAGACCUUAACAUUUAUUAUCUUUGUGGGCUAAAAGUAAAUUUAAUUCUAUUAAUUCAAGGUGAUUGCUUAAAAAUGAUGAAACAAUAUAUGUAGGCAAUCAAAUAGUAUGAUUAAGUAUUAUUGAUUAAUCCUUAACAUAUCUUAUCUUUAUACGGUAAAGGUAUAUUUAUUCUAAUAAAAAAAGGAGGAUGCUUAGCAGAAAUGAGUUAAUUUGACUAGGCAAUUGAAUGCUAUGAAAAAGCAUUAACAAUUAAUCCAUAAUAUGUUGAUGCAUUGUGUGGGAAAAGUAAAUUCUGUUUUAUUAAUUAAAGGUGAAUGCUUAAAAAUGAUGAAUAAAUACGAAUAGUCACUUGAGUUGUAUUAAAAAGUAUUGAGCAUCAAUCCAUAACAUAUACCAUCAUUAUGGGGAACAGGUAUAUAUAAUUCAUAUUCCAUUAGGUGAUUGUCUAAAAAUGAGCAAUAAAUUGAAAUAAGGACUUGAGUAUUAUGAAAAAGCAUUAAAUAUUAAUCCAAAACAUUUAUUGUCUUUAUGGGGCAAGAGUAAAUAAAUUCUAUUAAAUAAGGUGAAUGUUUAAAGAUGAUGAAUCAAACUGAAGAGGCACUUAAAUGGUAUGAUAAAGCAUUAACCAUCGAUCAGUAAGAUGUUUUGUCUUUAUGGGGAACUGGUAAAUAUUAUUCAAAAAAUCAUAGGCGAUUGUCUAAAAAUAAAGAAUGAAUAUGAAUAAGCACUUCCAUGGUUUCAUAAAGCACUUAAAAUUAACCCAAUACAUAAUUUAUCUCUAUUGGGAAUAGGUAAGCAUAACUUAAUAAAUCAUAGGUGAUUGUUUAAAGAUGAUGAAUCGAUUCGAAGAGGCGCUUGAAUGGUAUGACAAAUUAUUGGUCAUCAAUCCAUAACAUACUGAUUCUUUAUAUGGGAAAAGUAAAUUUAUAAGAAUUAAUCAAAGGUGAAUGUUUAAAAAUGAUGAAUCAGUAUGAAUUAGCUCUUAAAUUUUAUGAUAAAAGCUUAAUCAUCAACUAGAAGCAUUUAUUAACAAUAUGGGGGAGAGGUAGUUUCUAUUUUCAAUUAAAAAGGUGAUUGCCUAAAAAUGAUGUAUCGAUUUGAAUAAGCUAUCGAAUGGUAUGAUAGAGCAUUGAGUAUCAAUCCAUCACAUGGGCUCUCUUUAUGGGGAAAAGGUAAAUUAAAUUAGAUAAAUGAAAGGUGAAUGCUUAAAAAUGAUGAAGUACUUUAACUAAGCUCUAAAACAGUAUGAUGAAGCACUGAACAUUAACCCUCAAGAUGUCUAAUCUUUAUGGGGAAGAGGUAAAUAUAAUUAAUUUUAAAGGUGACUGUUUACAAAUAAUGAAUUAAUUUGAAUAGGCAUUUGAGUUUUUUGAUAAAGCAUUAAUCAUAGACCCAGAACAUAUAUUAUCUUUAUAUGGUAAAGGUACAAUUUUUUAUUAUUUUAGCUUAAUGUGCAUAUGCCCUUGGUCAUUAUGAAAAAGCAAAUUCAUUUCUAGUUAAGGCAGAUUAAAUUAAGCCUAAUUAAUCUUAAAUUUUAGAUUUAUUAAGUAAUUUAUAGAGGCUAAAUUAGAAUUAUGUAAAAAUUAAUUGA